Aspergillus pseudoviridinutans is the source of this 963-nucleotide messenger RNA. RefSeq names its product SIR2 family NAD-dependent protein deacylase. Gene Ontology annotation, molecular function: protein-malonyllysine demalonylase activity; NAD+ binding; protein-succinyllysine desuccinylase activity. The record is from RefSeq and is a predicted model, not a curated record. The transcript has 2 exons. Bases 1 to 963 code for a protein of 320 amino acids. Lineage: Eukaryota; Fungi; Ascomycota; Eurotiomycetes; Eurotiales; Aspergillaceae.
AUGGCCUCCUCGGCAAUACCAGCAGCUGAUCUCCGAUCGUUUACUGAGUACUUGAAAGGGUGUAAACGUAUACUGGCACUCUUAGGGGCUGGUAUAUCUGCAUCUUCUGGACUCCCCACAUUUCGCGGGGCCGGUGGUCUUUGGCGAGCUUAUGAGGCGACCGAUUUGGCGACCCCUGAGGCCUUCGAGGCCAACCCGGACCUAGUAUGGCAGUUUUACAGCUACCGAAGACACAUGGCACUCAAAGCGAAGCCUAAUCGCGCGCACUACGCGCUUGCAGAGCUUGCAAGGAGGAAUAAGGAUUUCAUUACUCUCACACAGAAUGUUGAUGGUCUUUCACAACGCGCAGACCAUCCCUCGGAACAGCUCCACCUCCUCCACGGGUCUCUUUUCACGGUCAAAUGUACCUCGUUCUACUGCAACUAUAUGCGCGAGAAUGACUUUACCGAUCCGAUAGUCCCCGCGCUUGCCAUACCGAAAGGCGUCCCGGACUUGAGUCCAUCUGCUGAAGAUAAGACCGGCGAGGAGGCCUCAAAGGCGCUAUCCAACGCAUUAAAGAUGGAAGAGGAAACGGAACUGGACAUAUCAGACGAGAACAUCCCGCUCCCUACUUUGAGUCGGGAUGUCCUGCCACAUUGUCCAGAAUGUAAAGAAGGGCUUUUGCGGCCCGGGGUGGUCUGGUUUGGAGAAAGUUUGCCCUUGCACACACUCGAAGUGGUGGACAAUUGGAUAAAUUCUGGUCCCGGCGUGGAUCUGAUCUUGGUGAUUGGAACAAGUUCAAGAGUCUACCCAGCUGCAGGCUAUGUUGAUAAGGCGCGUGCGAGAGGGGCCCGAGUUGCAGUGGUCAAUAUGGAUCGCAAUGAUGUUGGAUAUUCUGGCUUGAAAAAGGGUGAUUGGUUCUUCCAAGGAGACGCGGGUGUUAUAGUCCCGGAGAUAUUGAAGGGUGUUAUUGGAGAUAUUUAG